AUGUUGUCCUCCCUCAUCAGUCCCAUCAGACACUGGGACACUGGAGCAUCUUCAGCUGAGGACGCAGACAAUUCAAGUACGAGCAGUUUGGAGGUGAAGGAGAAUGAGGACGAUAAAGGCCAGGUGGACUGUGACCUACUAAGAAAGUAUCAUCCAUCAACAUUUUGUACAACGUUCCCCAAACACGGACUAAGAGCGCAGAAGAGGAAGCAGCCGUUUCUCCACCAAAGCCACUUGACUUGUAAGCGAGCAGCCUGGGCCGUCACUCAGAAGAACGCACUGGUGCAGCUGAACGAGUUACGACCUGGUCUGCGGUAUGAAAUCACGUCAAAGACCGGCCCACUGCAUGCGCCAGUGUUUUCUGUAGGCGUGGAGGUAAACGGUUUCCACUUCGAGGGACGAGGACCGACCAAAAAGCAGGCAAAGAUGAGGGUUGCAGAACUGGCUCUGCGGUCAUUCAUACAGUUCCAAAACGCCUCCCAGGCUCACGCCUCCAUGGGGAACUUCCCCAGCACUCCUGCGGAUUUUACCGCCGAUAAACUGGACAUCCCUGACGCAUUCCUAAAAGAGUUUGAGCCAUCGCUGUGUGAAAACUGGGAUCUUCUGCAUUGCAACACGACAAAGAAUGAGGUUUUCUCCAGCUUUUACAACCACAGACGACUUGUCCGACUCAAACUGGACUUCUCCUCAACUAAUCCAAAAAGACAAGCCCUCAGCACCUCCCUGUUAGAGCACCUCAGCCCAGUGGCGCUGCUCAACGAGCUGCGACCAGGACUCAGGUACAUGUGCCUGACAGAGAGAGUUCAUGGCAGGCCAAUGAGAAGUUUCGUUAUGGUGGUUAGGGUCGAGGGGAGAGUGUUCGAAGGGUGUGGUCACAGUAAAAGGCUGGCCAAGGCCCAGGCUGCAGCCGCCGCCCUGCAGUCCAUUUACAGCAUCAGUCUGGGACCGGAGAGGAAGGUGAUGGGCCUUCAGGGCAGUAGAGCCAAACAUCAGCUACCUCAGUUCUUCGCAGAGUCGAUCUUCCACCUGGUGAGAGAGAAAUACUCGGAGCUGACAGACGGUUGUUCGUCCUCACAUGCCCGUCACAAGGUCGUGGCCGGGGUCGUGAUGAGCAGAGGAUUUGACCUCAGGUCAGCGCAGGUUGUGUCUCUGGCCACGGGUACUAAGUGUCUGGACUCGGACAACGUGAACGACCACGGCGGCACGCUCAGUGACUGCCACGCAGAGGUCGUGAGCCGGAGGGCGCUGGUUCGAUUCCUGUAUGCUCAGCUGGAGCUGCUGUUCAGUCAGCCGGCAGACUGUGAGGAACAAUCGAUCUUCGUACCAAAUAAAGGCACCGGUUGCCUCCGGCUGCGGGACAGCGUCCUCUUCCACAUGUACGUCAGCUCGUCGCCAUGCGGAGACGCUCGACUCAACUGCCCCUACGAGACCACAGCUGCAUGUGAGAGCAACACAUUUAGACAAUACUGCUAUCCCAGCAGGAGGUUCCACUGUCACCUCAGGGUGAAGGUGGACGGAGGCGAGGGGACGCUGCCCAUCACAGCACGGAGAGCCAAUCAGAACUGUGAGGGUGUGGCGCCGGGUAAACCUCACGUCACCAUGUCCUGCACUGACAAGAUGGCAAAGUGGAGUGUUGUGGGCCUCCAGGGGGCACUCCUGUCUCACCUGGUGGAACCGGUUUACCUGCACAGCCUGACAGUGGGGACGCUCAGCCACACGGGUCACCUGGGCCGGGCCAUUGCACGCCGCCUCGCGCCCGUCAAGCACCUGAGCUUCCCUUAUCGACGACAGCAGCUGCUGCUCGGCUGUCUGAGCAGCAGCGAGGUUCGGCCGACAGGGAAGGCGCCGAACAUCAGCGUGAACUGGAGCUGCGGUGAUGGAGGCCUGGAGGAGAUCAGCACCUCCACGGGAAGGAGGAAGGACUCAGGGAUGCCGUCACGGCUCUGCAGAAGCUCCAUGUUCGCAUGCUGGCAGAGGCUGCAGCAGCAGUUGAAUGGUGCAGAAACCACUCCAGGGACAUAUUCUGGUUCCAAAAUGGCCGCCGGACGCUACCAAAGGGCGAUGCAGCAGUUUACCAGCGCUCUGCAGAGUGGUGGGCUGGGAACUUGGCUCAGAAAACCUCCAGAACUGGGUCACUUUAACGUCAGUGUGUGA
Messenger RNA from Cottoperca gobio, 2154 nucleotides. Its product is annotated as double-stranded RNA-specific editase B2-like. Gene Ontology annotation, biological process: RNA processing; adenosine to inosine editing. Lineage: Eukaryota; Metazoa; Chordata; Actinopteri; Perciformes; Bovichtidae. The record is from RefSeq and is a predicted model, not a curated record. Gene Ontology annotation, cellular component: cytoplasm; nucleolus. Gene Ontology annotation, molecular function: tRNA-specific adenosine deaminase activity; adenosine deaminase activity; double-stranded RNA adenosine deaminase activity.